This is a messenger RNA of Xyrauchen texanus (razorback sucker), 4755 nucleotides long. RefSeq names its product cut-like homeobox 1a (gene cux1a). The record is from RefSeq and is a predicted model, not a curated record. NCBI's taxonomy places the organism in Eukaryota, Metazoa, Chordata, Actinopteri, Cypriniformes, Catostomidae. Gene Ontology annotation, biological process: regulation of DNA-templated transcription. Bases 121 to 4545 code for a protein of 1474 amino acids. The transcript is spliced from 25 exons. Gene Ontology annotation, molecular function: DNA-binding transcription factor activity, RNA polymerase II-specific; DNA binding.
GUGUUUUGCGCGCGCUCCCCCGCCUCUCUCUCUUUCUCUCGCGCGCUCUGAGAGAACUGAACUCCAGCCCCUCUCGCGCUCUCUCUAUCAGCCUUUCAUUCCGUCUCAAUAUGUCUCAAGAUGGCGGCCAAUGCGGGAUCGAUGUUUCAAUAUUGGAAACGCUUUGAUUUGCAGCAACUCCAGAAAGAACUGGAUGCCACCGCAACAGCCCUGGCCAACAGACAGGAUGAAAGUGAGCAGUCCAGAAAAAAACUCAUCGACCAAAGCCGCGAGUUCAAGAAGGACACUCCAGAGGAUUUGCGUAAACAGAUAGCUCCUUUGCUCAAGGGCUUCCAAUCAGAGGUUGACGCCUUGAAUAAAAGAAGUAAAGAAUCAGAGGCUGCUUUCCUCAACGUGUACAAGAGAUUAAUCGAUGUCCCAGAUCCUGUCUCAGCUCUGGAGGCAGCUCAGCAGUUCCAGGUGACUGUACGGAAGAUGCAUGACUUGGAGACAGAAAAUCAGAGGCUCAAAGACACACUACAAGAGUAUGAACGUGAGAUCGCAGAGGUUAAAAACCAAGAAGUUACUAUUAAAGCACUUAAAGAGAAGCUGGAGCAGUAUGAGCGUUCUCUGCAGGCCAAGAACACAGAGGAACCUCCUGAUCAGGACCAGGAUGGAACAGAAAGAGACGAGAGAGACAACAAAGGGGAAAAUCUUCCUAACAACUAUGCAGACAAGGAGAGUCAGCCAGAGCAGAGCCAGGAUGGCAGGACAGAAGACUUGGACAUGAAAACACAGUUCUUACAAACAGCACUUGAAACAACUCAGGCAGAACUCCAUGAACUGAAGACAAAAUAUGAUGAAGAAUCCACAGCAAAGGCCAAUGAGAUUGAAGCGGUGAUGACAGAUUUGGAACAAGCCAAUCAGAGGGCUGAGGCAGCAGAGCGGGAGGCGGUGAGUCUGAGAGAGCAGAUUACUUCAGCCAGCAAGACCCCACAACCACCUAAUCAGAUCCAGAAAACACCGGAUACGGAGAAGUCUCUGGAGGCAGAACUGGGUGCGAAGGAGAGGGAGGUGGAGCGCUUGGCUGAAGACGUUCAGAAACUCCAGGCUAGUCUGGCUCAGCUCAGCGAGACCUCCACCAAUCAGAUCAGCCAGCUCGAGCAGCAGCUUAGCUCCAAAGAAGCCCUGCUAAAGCAACUUGAAGAAAAGCUUCAAGAUCAGUCAGACUAUGAAGAGAUCAAACGGGAACUCUGCACCCUGAAAUCUGUGGAGCAUAAUUCAUCAGACCACUCUUCAUCAGUACAGGACUCUUCCAAGCCGUUAGAGAUGUUGCUGAUGGGAAAAGACUACAGCCAGCUGUCAGACAGCGCUUUUAAACGACUGGCCAAUUGUGACUUCAGUGGAGCAUUGGGACGGAAAAGUAAAGAAACCAGUGAGGAAAACCCUCAGCGUCUUCCUGCCACUCCGGUCCCCACCAUGCUCCAGGGGUCUCCUCCUCCCCCCUCCCCUCAGCUGUUGAUGAGGACAGGCACCGCUACCUCAGAAUCUGCUGCCAGUGCCAACGGUACCCACCCCUUCUCUCCCACAGGUAUUGGGCCAGACUUCUUCACUCCGGGCAUGGCCAGCGUGGGUGCCACGUUCCCCCCGCUGGCUGGUAAAAUGGCACUCAACUCCCUACUACAGAGGCAGCUCAUGCAAACCAUCUACACCAAAGCCCUCCAAGACCCCUCUCCCAGUUCCGUGCUGUUCGGCCCGCCCCAUUACGCUACAACCAACUCUCUCUCCAGCCCACUACCACCUCAGUCAGCAGGCAGCCCGGAGGUCAACGGUAUGGCGCCUUCUCCCAGCCAAUCGGAGGGCGCGGGCAGCACAUCGGAAGGCGAGGAAAUGGACACGGCGGAGAUUGCCCGACAGGUCAAGGAGCAGCUGAUCAAACAUAACAUUGGCCAGCGCGUGUUCGGUCAUUACGUCCUGGGUCUGUCCCAAGGCUCCGUUAGUGAGAUUCUAGCUCGGCCCAAACCCUGGAGCAAACUAACCAUUCGCGGCAAAGAACCCUUUCAUAAGAUGAAACUCUUUCUUUCUGAUGAGCAGAACAUCUUGGCACUGAGGAGCAUCCAGGGCAGACAGAGAGAGAACCCAGGCCAGAACCUGAAUAGAGUGUUUCAGGAUGUUCCGAAGCGAAGAACCGGCUCGGAAGGCUCCACACGGCCAGGUAACAUCACCACACGCAUCCGCACAUCUGAGACCGGCUCAGAUGAGGCCAUUAAGUCCAUCUUGGAGCAGGCUAAGAGAGAGUUACAAGUUCAAAAAGCAGACGGCGUGGGGGAGAGGCAACGGCGAUCAGGUUACCACAGAGGGUCGGGCAGCUAUUUCCAAAUAUAUGCACACAGUCUAAGACUUGUUGAAAGUUCUCAGCCUCCAUCUUCCUCCAGCAACUCCGAUGAGAACAUUCGCUCCAUCCUUGAGCAGGCUCGGAGAGAGAUGGAGGCCCAGCAGGUUUCCCUGGAACCCGUGCUGAAGUCCACCUCCAUGGCCCCGACCGAUCUCUCGCUCCUGGGCUCCAAGCUCUUGGGUUCCCCGCUCUCUACCUUGCCCUACACCCCUAUUGCUCAGUCUCUAAAGAAGCCCUCCACUUCCCCUCUCCUGGACUUCCACACUGGGGUGAAGAAGGAGAUAGGUGAGGUGGCCGUGUCAGAGAUUGGGCUGGAUGGAGGGGCCAAGCUUAGUCGUCACUCUGAGAGCGGAGUAGGUGUAGGUUCUUGGAGGGAGCACUGGUGGAGCUCUGGUCUCACUGAACGUCGUGGAACCAUGCAGCCCACUGUAAGCGAAGAUGCCCACAGUCAAGAGGAUAGCAAGGAGAAGCUCCCUCGGCUGGGCAGCACUGCGCCCAUGGCUCCUGCCUCAUCUCUGGAUUACUGGAAGGACUGGCCCAGCUCAGAGUCGCCAUACUCCCAGAGCUCAGAGUUCAGUCUGCAAAUGCCCAGUGGCAGCGAGACCCCUCAGAGCAGCCCACUGCCAUCUUCCUCGCCUUUACUGUCCCUCCCCAAAGUCGCCAAACCCGUGGUGCCCCCGCUCACACCCGAGCAGUACGAGUACUACAUGUACCAAGAAGUGGACACUGUGGAUCUCACACAGCAGGUCAAAGACAAGCUGGCCAAGAAUGGCAUCUGUCAGCGGAUCUUUGGAGAGAAGGUGCUUGGCCUCUCUCAGGGGAGUGUAAGCGACAUGCUCUCUCGGCCAAAGCACUGGAGCAAACUCACGCAAAAAGGAAGAGAGCCGUUUAUACGUAUGCAGUUAUGGCUGAACGGAGAGCUGGGUCAGGCACUGCUGCCUAUGCCUGGACAAACACAAGAGAUUACUCCAAAGACCUCAGCCAGCUGCAGUCCUGCCCCAGAAUCCCCUCUCAGUUCGGCCGAAGAGUCUGUUAAAAGCCAGCAGGAGGAGCAGAUGUGCCGAGCAUCCAUCCAGGAGCCAAGUGAGACUUCCGAGUCGCAGCCCGGCACGCCUUUACCGUUACCUGUGCCAGGACAUUCGGGUCUUAGCAUUCAAGAAACAGUGGCCAUGUCUCCCGAGCUGGACACCUACACCAUCACCAAGAAAGUCAAAGAAGUUCUCACAGAUAACAACCUUGGUCAGCGUCUGUUCGGGGAGAGCAUCCUUGGUUUAACGCAGGGCUCCGUGUCUGAUCUGCUGGCCCGGCCCAAACCCUGGCACAAGCUCAGCCUGAAGGGCCGAGAGCCAUUUGUGAGGAUGCAGCUCUGGCUCAGCGACCCACGGAACGUGGAGAAACUCAUGGACAUGAAGCGGUUGGAAAAGAAAGCUUAUAUGAAGAGACGCCAUAGCUCCAUUGGUGAGAGUCAUUCAUUGGAGAGCGCUCUUUCAGGAAGUGACCUCACUCAGGGGGCCAGUCCCCAGCACCUCUCCCAACCACAGCAGCAGUCGCAACAGCCUCAUCUGAAGAAGCCCCGUGUGGUUCUUGCUCCAGAAGAGAAGGAGGCUUUGAAGAGAGCCUAUCAGCAGAAGCCUUACCCCUCUCCUAAAACCAUCGAGGAGUUAGCGAGCCAGCUCAACCUUAAAACCAGCACUGUCAUCAACUGGUUCCACAACUACAGGUCUCGAAUCCGGCGAGAGCUCUUUAUCGAGGAGAUCCAGGCGGCAGCUGGAGAAGGUGGAUCCCCCUCAACACGACCUGGAGGGAAGUCUGGUGGCGAGGGAGAAAACAGCUGCGACGGCACCGAAUCCGACAGCACCGCGGAAGGACGACCGAGUGGCUCCUCCGGCUCAGACGAGCGCAAGGGCCUCUUAGAGAGCCCUGGCUUCAGCCACAGAGAGGAAGAGGGCGAGGGAGAGUUCCCCAGCGCCUCGGGCACCAGCAGAGCCGGUAUAAUAGACAGCCUAUUCGGCAUUCCCGAGUCCAUAUCAGUGACAUCCGCUACCGUAACCCCAUUGCGAAACCCCAAGGACAACAGUCUGCGCAAGAAAAAAGCUGCCAAUCUCAACAACAUCAUCCACCGGCUGGAGAAAGCAGCAAAUCGCGAUGAACCUCACGAAUGGGAGUUCUAAAAGGCUUUGUUGUUUUUUUAUUUUCACUAUGUCCCUCACUGAGCUUACCUGGCCAAGCCUGGUGCACACACACCACAGGUGAACCCAAGGGUUUUCCAUUUGCUGUUUAGAAGUGGGCUAUCAUGGAAAGGAAAAAAGAAAACGAGAUUUAGCCUGGUUUUUUGUUUUUGUGAAGCACUUAAAGGCCCUGCUGGCCACAGGGCUGUAACA